CUAAAACCCUCUCUCGCAGUCUAGUUGAGUUUCUAGGGUUCUAUUCCAUCUCAGCUCUCACCAGAUUAGAACAAGUACUCAGCUUUCUCUAAGGCCUGCUCUGGAUUCGAGGUACAGAUAAUUGCUAAAGUGAGUGGUGAAAUGGAUUGUUGAUUACGCAUUUGUUAAACGAAGUCUUGUGGGAACCUACAGAAAUGAGCUUGAUCAUAAGACUGAGGAAUCAUUUACCUAAUGGGCCCUGCAGAAGACCUUUUAUUUCUCCACUCGGGACGCUGAAUCCAGGUAGCUUAAGUGGGUUAUAUCGGCACUUUGGUCAACCUGCGAUGAAAGAAGAUGAGGAACAAGUGGAGAUUGAUCAAAGGAGACUCCCGGCUGAUUACGAUCCAGCAACUUUUGAUCCCACAGAGCAUCGGAGUCCUCCCACAGAGCGUGUUUUUAGGCUCGUAGAUGAAAUAUCGUCACUCACAUUGGCUGAAGUUGCUGAGCUGGGUUCAAUCAUUAUGAAGAAAAAGGGAAUGAAGGUACCACCGACUGUUGGAGUCAUGAAGCCAGGAGCUGCUGCCAUAGGAUUGACAAUGAAAGGACCAGCAGCAGCUAAGGAGGAGAAGAAAGUAGAAAAGACUGUAUUCGAAUUGAAGUUGGAGUCCUUUGAGGCAGCUUCAAAAAUAAAACUGAUCAAGGAGGUGAGGAGCUUCACUGAUUUAGGCCUCAAGGAAGCAAAAGAUUUAGUGGAGAAGGCACCGUCCGUAUUGAAGGCAGGCGUCUCAAAGGAGGAAGGAGAGCAACUCGUAGAGAAGCUGAAAGCUCUUGGAGCGAAAGUUGUUCUUGAGUGAAAUAAAAUACUACAUGCGUAUGUAAUCCAUGACGAGAAGUUUAUGAGAUUAGUUCAUGUUUCUUGGGAAACACCAGGCCACCAGCUUUCUGGAAUUUUAUCAAUCCAAAUGAAACAUAUCUCAGGUUUUCUCCAAUUGUUUUAAGUUGAGAAAUUUGCUCAAGAUUGAUUUCUUGUUGUAUUGAAAUCUGAGCUGAUCGAUAAAGCUGCGAUUUUGUUUAACGUUCGCCCAUGGAUGAACUCUUUCCUUGAUUCUUAUUCCCUUGUUUUGGGUUCAGGGAAUGGAUCAUUCGUUAUUAAUGUCUUUUUAAUAGGCACAUUUGUUAAUCUGAUGAUUAUAGACAGGAAA
Argentina anserina (silverweed cinquefoil) is the source of this 1181-nucleotide messenger RNA. RefSeq lists its product as uncharacterized. NCBI's taxonomy places the organism in Eukaryota, Viridiplantae, Streptophyta, Magnoliopsida, Rosales, Rosaceae. The record is from RefSeq and is a predicted model, not a curated record. The transcript is spliced from 2 exons. Gene Ontology annotation, biological process: translation. Gene Ontology annotation, cellular component: ribosome; mitochondrion. Bases 195 to 833 code for a protein of 212 amino acids. Gene Ontology annotation, molecular function: structural constituent of ribosome; mRNA binding.